This is a messenger RNA of Ilyonectria robusta, 840 nucleotides long. RefSeq names its product Alpha/Beta hydrolase protein. Bases 1 to 840 code for a protein of 279 amino acids. Gene Ontology annotation, molecular function: hydrolase activity. Lineage: Eukaryota; Fungi; Ascomycota; Sordariomycetes; Hypocreales; Nectriaceae. The transcript has 3 exons. The record is from RefSeq and is a predicted model, not a curated record.
AUGUAUAUACAUGGUGGAGGAUUUGUCUCUGGCUCUCCAAGAUCCGUCUCGUCAUAUCUGCUGCAACUGCAUUUGGAAUUGCGUGCCCGGGGCGUCCAUUCCGACGUAAUUGCAGUUGAAUAUGAUUUAGCUCCAGAGUACCCAUAUCCACACGCACUGCAACAAAUCGUAUCCGCAUAUGAAUAUAUUCAGGCACAAUACAAGCCGAUAGUGCUAAUGGGAGACUCAGCAGGCGGCAACCUAUGCCUCGCCCUGCUUCGUCAUCUUGCACGCCCUCAUCCGCAGAUUUCCUCACCUCGUCUGAGUCCCAAUAGCUCCCAAGGGAUUGUUGCUCUCUGUUUAGCAAGUCCAUGGGUUGACCUCCGAAAGAAUAGCACAUUGUGCCACGGAAUAUCAUCAGAUUGCUUGGACCGGUCGGCCUUGGGCUCGUGGCGGGAUGCAUAUCUAGGAGGCCAGCCAGUUAGCGAGUAUGCGAGCCCUCUAGGUUUCCCAGCCUUGACUGGGUGGAAGGUGAUUCUCCCUCCAAAAGCGUUGUUCAUGUCUGGCGAAUUGGAUCUCUUCUUAGCCCAAAUAAAGUUGCUGGGCGAAGAAAUUAAGAAAGAUGGAUACCAAGGCUUGGAUAUAAUAAUUGAGCCACUCAAGGGUCACGUCUGGAACCUGGUUGACUAUGGGGGAGCCAUACCUGGUGACUCACAAGGCAAAGAAAUCGAGAGAAUGGAGGCUUUGCGGGGUGUGUGCUUGCAAGCCGACUGGAUUAGGUAUGUUAGGAGCCAGGGCGAAUACAACAUCCCACCACUGAAGAAGACAAUGCAGCUGAUCCUAAACAACGCUAUAUGGUGA